Molecule: messenger RNA, 417 nt
Organism: Phialemonium atrogriseum
Lineage: Eukaryota; Fungi; Ascomycota; Sordariomycetes; Cephalothecales; Cephalothecaceae
Exons: 2
Coding region: 1-417 (138 amino acids)
Source: RefSeq, a predicted model, not a curated record
AUGGCUGCCAGACAAUCCUCUAAAGGCAACUGUUCCCCCAUUCCCGUUUCUCCAUCCGCCUCUGGAGAUACUCCCGCCGACUCCUUGAACGAUCCAACUGAGCUGUCAUUGUUUCUGCUUGAAGAUUCAUCUGCAUCCACCAUGCCACCUCCAAAAAAAGUCGACCCAGAGCAGGAGCCUGCUCCUCGGGACAAUACGGUGCCGCAGAUCCCGAAGAAGCAUACCCGGACCUCUUACCACGCUGACCAGGCCAACUAUGUGCGCCGGGGCAACAAUGCUUGUUACUUCUUCCAGCCCAGCAUUCGGUGUGGCAGCAUCUCCACAGGUCUCGCCAUCCUUCUCGUUGCCAUCCCUGUCGUUACUAUCCUUGUCGUUACCAUCCUUGUGCUGCUCUUGGUUGCCGUUGUCUGGGUAUAG